This is a messenger RNA of Scheffersomyces coipomensis, 1432 nucleotides long. RefSeq names its product methylsterol monooxygenase (gene ERG25). Bases 336 to 1247 code for a protein of 303 amino acids. The transcript has a single exon. Gene Ontology annotation, cellular component: endoplasmic reticulum membrane. Gene Ontology annotation, biological process: ergosterol biosynthetic process. The record is from RefSeq and is a predicted model, not a curated record. Gene Ontology annotation, molecular function: C-4 methylsterol oxidase activity; iron ion binding. Lineage: Eukaryota; Fungi; Ascomycota; Pichiomycetes; Serinales; Debaryomycetaceae.
AAAAAAAAAAAAAUUUAUUGAAUUCCGUUUUGUGGUAUUUAAUUUGUAUGGUAAAAAUUGAUUAUAUAAAAAUGAACUGAUUUUCCGCGUAACAAAAUUUGUAUCUACAAAGUUCAUCGAGUUUAUUGAUCAAGAAAGCUAUAUCUACAACAGGUCAUUUUAAGUAUUUAAGAAACUUAUCAGACCAUAUAAUCGUUCCGUAAAUCAUUGGCUUAUACGUGUAUUCUCCUUCCCCCUUACAUUCCAACGGUUUUUAGGUUUCUAUUUCCAUUACCUUAUUUGGUCUAUCAUCUUUCACUUUGCAUAAUCACAACAUAUUCAUACAUACAUACAUAAUGGCCAGUCAAGUUUAUCACGAUUAUACUGGAUUUACCAAUGUAACCAGUUUUAGUGAUGCAUUUAAUAACUUUAAUCAAAUUGAAUCUUUAAAUGUAUUUGAAAAAUUAUGGGGUUCAUAUUAUUAUUAUAUGGGUAAUGAUAUAUUUGCUACUGGAUUAUUAUUCUUUUGCGUUCAUGAAUUAUUUUAUUUUGGUAGAUGUUUACCAUGGUUUAUUAUUGAAAGAAUUCCUUAUUUUGAUAAAUAUAGAAUUCAAGAAACUAAAUUACCUUCAAAUCAAGAACAAUGGGAAUGUCUUAAAUCAGUUUUAACAUCUCAUUUCUUAGUUGAAGCUUUCCCAAUUUGGUUUUUUCAUCCUUUAUGUAAACAAAUUGGGAUAAGUUUUCAAGUUCCAUUUCCUCCUAUUACCGAUAUUUUACUUCAAUUAACGGUAUUCUUUGUUCUUGAAGAUGCUUGGCAUUAUUGGUUCCAUAGAGGUUUACAUCAUGGAGUCUUUUAUAAAUAUAUUCAUAAACAACAUCAUAGAUAUGCUGCUCCAUUCGGGUUAGCUGCUGAAUAUGCUCAUCCUAUUGAAGUUGCAUUAUUAGGUUUUGGUACUGUUGGUAUUCCAAUUAUUUGGUGUAUUAUCACUAAAAAAUUACAUCUUUUCACUAUUUGUGUUUGGAUCAUUUUAAGAUUAUUCCAAGCUGUUGAUGCUCAUUCAGGUUAUGAAUUCCCAUGGUCAUUACAUCAUUUCUUACCUUUCUGGGCUGGUGCUGAUCAUCAUGAUGAACAUCAUCAUUAUUUCAUUGGAAGUUAUGCAUCUUCAUUCAGAUGGUGGGAUUUUGUUUUAGAUACUGAAGCUGGUCCAAAGGGUAAACAAUCAAGAGAACAAAAAAUGAAAGUUCAAGCUGAAAAGAAGACUCAAUAAGUCAAUCAAUCGUUAGAUUGAUUAUCUGGUUGAUUUAUUCAGCUUAUUAGCAUCGACUGCUUCACAGUGGUAUUCGCUCUCCUUUCAUACCCUGACUCCUUAAUUACUCUUAACUACUAUUAUAGAUCAAACCUUUUAUUUAAGCAAAAAAAGUUGUAAACUAUUCAAAAAAUUACAUAUAUUUA